This is a messenger RNA of Fundulus heteroclitus (mummichog), 1444 nucleotides long. RefSeq names its product dTDP-D-glucose 4,6-dehydratase. Gene Ontology annotation, biological process: nucleotide-sugar metabolic process. Bases 169 to 1227 code for a protein of 352 amino acids. Lineage: Eukaryota; Metazoa; Chordata; Actinopteri; Cyprinodontiformes; Fundulidae. Gene Ontology annotation, molecular function: dTDP-glucose 4,6-dehydratase activity. The record is from RefSeq and is a predicted model, not a curated record. The transcript is spliced from 12 exons.
AACACUGCCGUCAAACUGAGUCAAACUGUCGUAAAUUGCACAAUCCCCUCUUGUGUACGGAAGAAACCGAGGAACCUGUAUUAAUCAGUCAUUUUCAUGUAAUCCCUCAUAAAAAAAACGAUGGUUUUAUGUAUGAACUCGAAAUGACAGCUGGAGGAAGAGCAGAGGAUGGACUUUAGCAGGACGGUUCUGGUGACGGGAGGCUCUGGAUUCAUCGGCUCUCAUCUGGUGUGCUCGCUGGUGUCCAGUUACCCAGGAUGGAGGAUCAUUAACCUGGAUAUCUUGGAUUACUGCUGCAGUCCAAAGAGCCUGGAAGCAGUUGAAAACAAGGCCAACUACACUUUUAUUCAGGGAGACGUGUGCAACCCACAGUUGGUAAACCACAUUUUCGUCGCUGAAAACGUCGACGUCGUCUUUCACCUGGCGGCCCAAACUCAUGUUGAGUCCUCGUUUGACUGCCCUUCCGUUUUCCAGCGGGUCAACGUGGACGGAACCAGAGUUUUACUGGAUGCCGCCCGUCGAUCGCCACACCGGCUGCUGCGCUUCGUCUACGUCAGCACGGAUGAAGUGUACGGACCCAGUCUGGACGAGGCGUUUGAGGAGAGCAGUCCACUGAGGCCGACCAACCCGUACGCUGCUACCAAAGCAGCUGCAGAGCGUCUGGUCAGGUCCUACUGGGACAAGUAUCAGAUUCCCGUCAUCAUCACCCGGAGCAACAACAUCUACGGGCCCAGGCAGUUCGCCGAGAAGGUUAUUCCCAGGUUUCUCACCUUGCUGCACAACAACAAGAAAUGCACCAUUCAGGGCACGCUGCCCAUUUCCCGCCACUUUCUGUUCGUCAGCGACGCCGUCGAGGCCUUCCUGCUGGUUCUGGAGAAAGGGACGGUGGGGGAAGUCUAUAACGUGGGAACAAGCUUUGAGAUCCCCAUCACCCAACUGGCGCAGGAACUCGUUAGGAGGGUAAAGAAUGUGCCUGAAUCAGACGUAAACGACUGGAUUGAGUUCGUCUCCAGCAGGCCCCAGGUCGACCUUCGUUACCCAAUCAGAAGUGAGAAGCUGCAGCAGCUGGGCUGGAGAGCAGAGGUGUCCUGGGCUGACGGCAUCAGACGAACAGUGAAAUGGUACCAAGACAACCCAGACUUCUGGUUGGACAUCAAGGACCAGCGAAUCAGAAGCGAGCCGGAGGCCUCCAAGACGUCACCAAGCGUAGUUCGCCCUGCGGCGUGACCGACAGGAAGACGUCGUUCCCUCUCCAUGAGAUUUUGUGAAACAGCUACGGCUGAUUAUUCAGCUCAGGAAAUUAUAUAUUUUUCAACUUUGCACAGAAAGUUUUUAUCUAUUGGACCAUCAGGCCUUGAAGUGCCAGACAACAGCAAGGCUGAGCCUCCCUGUUGUCGUCUGUACGGUGUUAAUUUUUUAGAAUAAAUUAUUUUUCCUGGUGUAA